This is a messenger RNA of Cheilinus undulatus (humphead wrasse), 5166 nucleotides long. RefSeq names its product DLEC1 cilia and flagella associated protein (gene dlec1). The transcript is spliced from 39 exons. Lineage: Eukaryota; Metazoa; Chordata; Actinopteri; Labriformes; Labridae. The record is from RefSeq and is a predicted model, not a curated record. Bases 1 to 5064 code for a protein of 1687 amino acids. Gene Ontology annotation, biological process: negative regulation of cell population proliferation.
AUGGCGGAAAAGCAACGAACUACUAUCGAUCAGCGCUUCUGUACCAUGCAGGGAGGAACAGAGAGGGGGAAAACAUCACCGUUUGAUCCGUGUUUAAGCAGUAAUAGACCCGCAUCAGGAAAAACACAGGACAUUUCUCAUGUGCUAGCGAGCACUUUGAAGGACUUUUACACACAGAACAUCACUGGGAAGGACACUCUUUCAGAGGUCGUCAAGACCAAGAAAGAGCACAGCAGCUGCCAUGACAGAUACAUUAAAGAGCUCCAACAGGCCCACUAUGAAUAUACUCAGCGUAUAAAAGAAGCUGACAUGCUAGAAAGUCAUAUCAUUCAGGCAAAUGCUCAGGCUGCAGCUACAGAGAGUCAGGCCCUCGAGAGAAUGAAGGAGGAGAUUGGAGAGUUUAAUGAGCAUCAGAGCCUUCUAAUGGUUGAAUCUGCUUUUUCCUGGUGUGUGGACAGCAAUCUCCUGGAAAGUAACAACCUUAUAUCCCCACAGGACUACUUAACAAAAGAAAAACCACAUUUCAAAACACCAUCAGCAAUAAAAUCCAAUCCUGCCAGGACCACCAUCGCCCACACCAUGCACGUGUCCAGGGGGCCCCAGGAUGAUGGCUAUUCUCUAAUUUCCAGUCCAGAGAAGGCUCUGAAAGAAAUGAAUGACUCUGAUAUCUCUCCGACAUUUGAAUCCAGCUCAGAUAACGCAAAGUGGGGCAAAACUUCAAGGGAGAAGCCCAACCAGACUAAACCCAAACCAAAGUGGAAGGGGGAACCAAGUGCAAGUGAUCGAGAAGAAGGCUUGGGAAAACUACGUAAGCUAAAAGAGCAGCACUGCUUCCUGCGCAAUCCUCGCUUCCUUCCUCCAGAUGCACAGCAGGGGGGGACAUCUCUCAUUCGGCCUCGGACCAAAGCGGGGAAAAAGGAGAAUGUGGGGAAAAGGAUGGAAGAGCACAGCUCCACUGAUGACACUGCCCCAGUCUUCCUUGCCAAACCUUCAGUGGUAGUUUUCACUGACUACAGUGUGGGCCAUGUCUAUGAGACUGCUCUAGAGCUGAAAAACGUGACUUCUGCAAGCCGCCACAUCCGCCUCAUCCCGCCCACUACUUCUUACUUCUCUAUUGGCCUGGGGAGAUUUCCAGGUGAUGGGGGCGUUGUUGCACCAGGGAUGAGUUGUAAGUACACAGUGCGAUUUGCUCCAGACUCCCUGGGUGACUACGAGGACUUCAUUGUGGUUGAGACCCAGGCUGAACAACUGUUUGUGGUACCUAUCAGAGGCAUACGACCCCCUCCAAUGCUAACUUUACCAAGAGCUCUGGACUGUGGUUACUGCCUUGUUGGAGGAGUGAAGUUUGUGGAGUUUUUUUGCCAAAAUGUUGGGCUCAGCUCUGGAACAUUCUGCGUCAUCCCCAAGAAUCAGUGGCCCGCCUCGAAUCUCAGGUCUGUAGACAGAUGUUUCUUCAGUGAGCAGCCACCCUUUGCAAUUAGCCCGUCUCUUUUUGUUCUGCAGCCCGGAGAGGCCAUUGUAGUAGAGGUUGUUUUCUUCCCCACCACUGCUGAGAAAAGCAGUCAGACUUUCACAAUUGUUUGUGACAACUGCCAGGUUAAAGACAUUUCAACUGAAGGGGAGGGCCAGCUGAUUGCCCUGGAGCUUGUGUCAGUAUCUGGGCAGAAGGAGCCUCCUGUGUUAGGAGAAGCACAUGACCUCACUGCAGAACAUUUUGUCCGUUUCAGCCCAUGUAAUCCUCACUCUGUUCAAGAGAAGAAACUUAUAAUUAGAAACAAUGUCCACCUGGAGCUGCCUUACCAGUGGCAGAUCAUGAAACCCAACCUGCGUCCUCUGCUUCCAGGGGAAACCCCAGAGCCCUCCCACAUCCAGUUCCACCCAGCCACAGAUGAUGUCUUCCAAGUCAGCCCCACGACAGGGGUUCUGCCUCCCUGCCAGGAAGUAGAGUUUCUGCUGACCUUCAGUCCUAACGAGUUAAAGGAUUUCCACAGUGUGUGUCACUUAGUCCUGAGGGAUGUCCCCGAGCCACCACCAGAGCCCAGUGAAGACGGUGUCCUUCAGCCUGUACGCACUGGAUUCAAGGUGAGCGAUGUCAUCGUCAUGGAGAUAGAGGUCAAGGGGACAACGGAGCCAUACCAGGUCUUACUGGACCCCUAUGCUGUCAACAUACCAGGGGAAGUUUUUAUUUGUACAGCCACUCGCAGGCGGUUCAAGAUGUGGAACCAUAGCAAAACCUGCAUCUUUUAUCAGUGGGAGAGAUUGAACAGCAGCAGCCACAUCAUAGAAGUAGAGCCCCCUACUGGUAGCAUAGAGGAGAACGAGUGCUUUGAUUUCGAGCUGAUUGUAACUGGAUGGAAACCAGAGAAAGUUGUGUCCAGUCUGGUUUGCCACAUAGAGCACUGUCACAAGCCCGUAACUCUUCCUGUAAAAGUCUCCUUUAAGGGUCCCAUAGUGAUCCUGAGUGUGCCAGGUGUGGACUUUGGGCUCAUUAAAUUAGGUGAACAGACGCAGACCACGCUGCUCCUGACUAACAUCACUCAACUGGAGGCAAACUGGAUGCUGAAGGAGAAGCUUAAUAUUCAGCGAGACACACAGAUCAUAGUGAAGCCAUGCUCAGGUGUGCUGCCCCCCUUGGCCUCCUGCAGUGUGGAUGUGCUGUUUAUCCCACAUUUCUGUCAGCAGUAUGACUCUGAGCUGGAGCUGACCGUUGAGAACGGAACAGGAUGUCACCUGUCUGUGCGAGCAGAUGUGCAGUCUCCUCAGGUGUGUCUGCUCAACUGUGAACUGCUCCUGUCUGAACUCUACAUCGGAGUUCCUGCCAAUUCAUCUGUAACACUUUACAACCAGACCCCGCUGCCUACAGACUUCAGCUGGAUGGCUCAGCUGCAGGGUAAACAAGCUGAACUGUGCACAACCAGUUUUGAACCCUCCUCUGGUACUCUGAGUCCUAAUGCAAGCAUGGACAUCACAGUUACCUUUACCUCUCACACAAAUUUGGAGCUGACUGAAGUGGCUGCUCUCUGCGAGGUCCAGGGGAUGAACUCUCCUCUUGUUCUUGGCAUCGUUGCUUCCAGAACCAAGAAGCUCAGCGUGUCCUAUUCUCUGCCUUCUGUGGGCUCUUCUGAGGAUGAUGAGAACCCCUCAACGCUGUUACUAGACUUUGGAGUUGUAGUUUUGAGGAGAUCUGCUACCAUGCAGUUGCUGAUUACCAAUCAAACUGCCAUCGCCGCUCCUUUCACUGUGGACGUGGAGUAUUUCACCUGCCAUGCCUCGAAGCCAAAUAACCAAUCAGAAAAACGAUUUACAUACACCAAGAAGCCGCUUCACUCAGUUCAAGCUAAGAAGUUGGAAGAAAAAGCACACAAGGAGUUUGUGAGCAGCCUGCUGGCUGAUGGUAAAGGUGCAGCCUUCUUCAUCGAGCCACACUCCGGGAUUUUAGAACCCUAUGAGCGCCGCACUGUGGAUGUCACUGCUUACACUGACAUGUGGGGGGAAUACAGAGAUCACCUUGUAUGCAAAGUUGGGGAUCUUGAAGCCACACUCCUUCCCAUGCAGAUGACUGUUAGAGGAUGCCCUCUCUACUUCCAAAUGACGGGCCCGCAGCCAGACAACCAGACCCAGGGACCAACAAUACAUUUUGGAUCUCAUGUGUCUGGAGGUGAUACUGUAUCUCGUUGUCUUCGCAUCAACAACCCCUCCAUGUUUGAUAUUUGCAUUGACUGGGAAACCUAUAACAUUGAUGGGAAUGACCAUAAACUGAUGGCAUCUGGAGAAACCUCUCCAGUCAAUGAUGCUGAAGGCGAUAAGAUGUGCAGUGGUGACUCUAGGCAUUCUGAUGGCAACACUGAAACAGCUGGAGAAGGAGGCCCUGAGGAGACAAGUACCCCAGUCCAAAGCAGCACUGUUACUGUGUGUAAUAGUACAGCACAGGGUGAGAAAGAGAUGGAAUAUGUAUGCAAGAAUGACAAAGAGGAGGAAACAUCCAACCUCUCAGAUUACCCAUACUGCAUCACACCUCAGCAGAUGGUAAUUCCAGCAAAAGGCAGCAGUACAGUCCACAUUUCUUUCACUCCUUUGACUCUCUCUGGGUCCGUUUGUGAGUCCAAAUGUGUGGGCUUAGCUCUGGGCUUCCUAAGUCUAGACUCUGAGAUGGCUGCCUGUGUCCCAGGUAAAGUUACAAGAGCUCAGGGUUUGGAUUUGGAGCCUGUCAGGAUAGAACUACAAGGAGCCGUUAAGCCUGCACUGCUGUUGGUGCAGAUGGAGGAGGACGAGGGGGUGCUGGAGUUUCGAGCUUCUGCUGCUGAUUUACUGAAAUCAGGAGAAUCAAAGGAGGAGCUAAUAGUAAAUGAAUUUGACACCACACAAAACUUCCAGCUGAAAAACAACACAGAUAUGCCCCUACAUUUCAAACUGGGGUGCCAGCUGCCAUUUUUAGUGCUCAAGCCGCAGCCUCGAGCAUUCACCAGUACCUCCAGUAACCCACCUACUGGUGACAGCCAAUCUCUGGUGCUGACGCCACAACGCAGCAUGCAUGUUAAAGUGGCUUUCCAUUGCUCCCUGUCCCUCCUGGACCAUGCAGACAAAGAAGAUGAGGGAGUCCCACUUGGGGUGACACUGAUCACUGGUAAAAGUGGGCAGAGGAAGCUGAGGUUUCAGCAGAACCUCCUGAUUCAUUACAGCAACAACACACUGCAGACGGUGCCUCUCCGAGCUCACUUGGAUCUUGCUACGAUACGCCUGUCCACUGAUUCCAUUGACUUUGGAUUCUGUUAUGUGGGCCAGACAAAGACAGUAGAAGUCUACCUAUACAGCCAUGGAGCACACACUUACUGGAAAUCAGUUUUAGAGUCAGAUGUGUUCAGUGUGACGCCAGACUUUGGCCUUCUGAAGUCCAAAGAGCUUCAUGUCAGCAGCUGCUGCCAGUUUCUUCAGAUCAGCUUCACUCCCAGUGAGGACAGAGAGUUCAGCUCUACUGUGUUGAUCCAGUCUCCCCUGGUGAAGACCCCCCUCACUCUGCAGCUCCAGGGAGCAGGAUCCUUCAAUGAAAUGCACAAGUCGAACUAGACACUCUGAAAGAAGACUGUCAUAUAUUCACAAAGCUGCUGUUUCACCUGCUUUCCUUCAAAAAGUGAUUGCCUAUUUAUAAUAAUGUAAAUAAAGGAUCAG